UAUGAAUCUAAAGAAAUUUUUCGCCCAUUUUCAUUUUCAUGCUUGCCAACAUAUGUAUGUGGCCAAAAUCUUUAGAAACAUCAAACAGUGAAGUGAAACGUAAACCUUGACUUUGAAUGUUUCCUUAAAAUUUUUGUGCGGAUAAACAGAAAUUUAUACUUGUUUUUAUUUCAUGCAAAAUAUGGUAUACUUACACUUCCCUUCGAAUUUAACAGAAGAAGAAUUGAUGUUGCAAGCGAAAUAUAAUAAGCUUAAAAGAAAGAAAAAGGCAUUGCAAGAUUUGAAAGCACCAAAGCAAGAAGCUGAACGAAUACCACAAGCUCCAAAGCGACCAACAGAAGCUAGAGAUGCCAGGGAAGUUGCCAAGAAAUUGAUAAAAUCUGGAGUAAUUACUGCUCCAAAAACUCCUAAACGGCCAGAACAAUCUUUUAAAAGACCACGUGGUUUAGUAAGAAAAUUAAACAGUACAGAAAAGACGGUGAGCUCAUAUCAACCAUUCUCAGCCACACAAAUGGAGGAAGAAGAAACAGAAGCAGUAAGGCCAAGAGUUAAAGAUUUGUACGAUAGUUUUGUGAGUGCUCAAGACCCAGAGGAUCGUACUAGCAGAGAUAUUCAACCACCAUCUAAGCAAGAAAUGAAGCCACGAGCUGGAAAUACAAUAUUUGUAUGUGGUUACAAGAUAUCGGAAGAUUUUUUAAAAAAGCAUUUUCAAACAUUUGGAAAUAUUAUAAAUAUCUCGAUGGAAACAGAAAAAAACCGUGGAUUUGUUACGUUUGAUAAAACGGAAGCUGCUGAAAGAGCAAUUAGCGAAAUGGAUGGCAGUAUGGUGUCUUCUAUUCAGUUGAAAGUAUCACUGGCACGAAGACAACCCAUAAUAGAAGCUAUGACUGAUGCUACAUCUAGUUCCAUGUGGUCGCCGAUUGCGGCGAAUUAUUCACAGAAAAGUGCACACAAAGAUAGGAGAGAUUUAAUAGUGUACGAGGAAGAUCUUUUUGUGUGAACGCAAUAUUUUUUAAUUUUUCUAUGUUUCCUUAGAGUCUAUUGUUGUUACAGUAUAUGGAAUCUUACUUUAAAAUAAAAUUGUACAUAGCCUGUAAUGUUCAUAAGGUAUCAAAAAAUAUUUUCUUCAAAUCAUGCAUCUUGACUGUUAUGAUGCGGCGCUCAUAUUGUAUAUUCGUAUCUAGUCAAAUGGUUAGACAAGGCAU
Molecule: messenger RNA, 1205 nt
Organism: Bombus impatiens (common eastern bumble bee)
Lineage: Eukaryota; Metazoa; Arthropoda; Insecta; Hymenoptera; Apidae
Gene: Nelf-E
Product: negative elongation factor E
Exons: 3
Coding region: 173-1000 (275 amino acids)
Biological process (GO): negative regulation of transcription elongation by RNA polymerase II
Cellular component (GO): NELF complex
Molecular function (GO): RNA binding
Source: RefSeq, a predicted model, not a curated record